CUUUCUCGGGAGUGGGCGCACCUGUCCGCUUCUUGGAAGCUCACCGAACUCCGCCUUUGGAUCUCCUUUAUAGGUCUAUCUUGCGUUGAGUCAUGGCCUCUGCCGCCUUCCAAAUCUUAGGCAUGGCCCUAUCCGUAGUGGGCUGGAUUGGUGCGAUCGUCACAUGCGCCCUGCCCAUGUGGAAGGUCACAGCUUUCAUCGGGAGCAGCAUCGUGACGGCUCAGAUCACCUGGGAAGGGCUGUGGAUGGGCUGCGUGGUGCAGAGCACUGGUCAGAUGCAGUGUAAAGUCUACGACUCCAUGUUGGCUCUGCCUCAAGAUCUCCAAGCUGCCCGGGCCCUCAUGGUCAUCUCGGUGCUUUUGGCAGUCCUGGCCCUGCUCAUUGGCAUCGUGGGAGCCAAAUGCACCAACUGUGUGGAGGAUGAGAACGCCAAGGCACGAAUCAUUAUCGUCUCGGGUGCCACCUUUGUGGUUGCAGGAGUCUUGUGCCUGAUCCCGGUGUGCUGGUCAGCCAACACCAUCAUCCGUGACUUCUACAACCCAAUGGUGACAGAGGCUCAGAAGAGAGAGCUAGGGGCUUCCCUGUACCUUGGUUGGGCAGCCGCUGCCUUGAUGACCCUCGGAGGGGGCUUGCUCUGCUGCAAUUGUCCCAAGAAGGACACCAACAACUACAGUGCCCGCUACACGGCGGCUGCCUCACAACCCCGCAGCGAUUAUCCCAGCAAGAACUACGUCUAGAAGCCACGCGUCUGAAAAGCCACCAUCUCUCUGAAAGCUCAGUGCUGUUGGGUAGGACCGAAUGACACCCGUUAUAGGACACCGCACAACUCAAUGCCCCUGAAUUGAAAGCAGAGUAUCUUGUUCCGAGAUUUCCAUCCUGUUUGGCCCAUCAGUAUUUCAUUUUUCUCCGUGGGUACCACCUCCUCGUACCAACUGCCUCUUGAAAUGCAGAACUCUUCUGGAGAACUUCUUGGACUUACAAUCAGUGUCCUCUUUCCACGUAGCCGGUGUUUUGCAUCUCAAAUAGUUUGUGAGAAAAGUGUGUGUGUCUGUGUUCUUUGGAUGCUCGGCUUGGGGUGCUCAACAAGAGACUGACUUCCGGCCAUGCCCUGUAGAGCAGGGCAUGACUUCCACAGGAUCUCAGUUCGGAGUGAGAAAAUGCGCCAAGCCUCGCAAUUAAAGCUGUGAUGUGUUGUUGUUUUUUAAUAUUGCUUUUAAGUAAGGGUCUGUGUGGCCUCUUGUCGCUAGUCUGUCGAUUAACCUUGCAUGCAUUUCAUAUUGGAAGUCAGUUUUUUUUAAGUGUGUCUGAAUAACAUUGCAAGCGUGUGUGUGUUUUUACUAUGUCUGAAUAAAACUGCAGGUUUUUGUAAA
Molecule: messenger RNA, 1370 nt
Organism: Sphaerodactylus townsendi
Lineage: Eukaryota; Metazoa; Chordata; Lepidosauria; Squamata; Sphaerodactylidae
Product: claudin-4-like
Exons: 2
Coding region: 93-737 (214 amino acids)
Biological process (GO): bicellular tight junction assembly; cell adhesion
Cellular component (GO): plasma membrane; bicellular tight junction
Molecular function (GO): structural molecule activity
Source: RefSeq, a predicted model, not a curated record